CUUUCAGCCUGUGAUGAAGGGUCAGAGGGCUCUGCUCUGUCACAAGUUAUUUUAGGAAAUAGUUUCACCAGUGGACCGUGGUGAUGGCAAGAUGUACGGUAUAUAAAGGAGCGUUCACUGGUACGUUAGGAUAGAAGCAGACAGACUUGGAUUCAAGAUGCCAAACUGGGGAGGGGGUGCCAAGUGUGCAGCCUGUGAGAAGACAGUGUACCAUGCAGAGGAGAUCCAGUGUAACGGCAGGAGCUUCCAUAAGACCUGUUUCAUCUGCAUGAGCUGCAGAAAAGGGCUGGACAGCACCACGGUUGCAGCUCACGAGUCUGAGAUUUACUGCAAGUCCUGCUAUGGCAAGAAAUAUGGGCCAAAAGGCUAUGGAUAUGGGCAAGGAGCUGGAGCUCUGAGCUCUGAUCCUCCUGGCCAGAACGCAGACCUGCAACCUCAUGAAUCUAAACCAAGACCUUCUUCAACAAACGCAAAUCCAAGCAAAUCUUCCCAGAAGUUUGGAGGGUCAGACCGCUGCCCUCGCUGCUCCAAAGCGGUCUAUGCAGCAGAGAAGGUGAUGGGAGCAGGAAAGCCUUGGCAUAAAACCUGUUUCCGCUGUGCCCUCUGUGGUAAGAGCCUGGAGUCAACCACGGUGACAGAUAAGGAUGGAGAGCUGUACUGUAAAGUGUGCUAUGCCAAAAACUUUGGCCCAAAAGGAUUUGGACUGGGGAACGCUGCCAUGUUGGAGGAACGACAGUGAACAAAAAAACUCAAAGUCACAUUCACUGUUACACUGCAGCUGUUUCCAUUCAGACUCAACAGUUACUUUUACACUGACGUAUGCUUUGUGAUGAGUCGAUGCCAUGUUUUCGCCAUGUGGUAUUGGGUGUAACUGUGAACUGUUAUCUUACUUUUACAGCAGAACAAUUGGUUAAAUGUUGCAUGAUAUGUAUCAUGGUUAAGUCUGAAUCCAUUAUAAGAAAUAUUUUGUUACUUUAAAAUGCAUCAUUUCUAGAAAUAAAGGGAAAGAAACAGCAUGUAUAUACGUA
Lates calcarifer (barramundi perch) is the source of this 1028-nucleotide messenger RNA. RefSeq names its product cysteine and glycine-rich protein 3 (cardiac LIM protein) (gene csrp3). Gene Ontology annotation, cellular component: nucleus; cytoplasm; Z disc. NCBI's taxonomy places the organism in Eukaryota, Metazoa, Chordata, Actinopteri, Centropomidae. The coding region runs from base 158 to 739 and encodes 193 amino acids. The record is from RefSeq and is a predicted model, not a curated record. Gene Ontology annotation, biological process: sarcomere organization; muscle tissue development; cardiac muscle contraction. Gene Ontology annotation, molecular function: structural constituent of muscle; actinin binding. The transcript has 6 exons.